Drepanopeziza brunnea f. sp. 'multigermtubi' MB_m1 is the source of this 3078-nucleotide messenger RNA. RefSeq lists its product as uncharacterized. Gene Ontology annotation, biological process: tRNA methylation. The record is from RefSeq and is a predicted model, not a curated record. NCBI's taxonomy places the organism in Eukaryota, Fungi, Ascomycota, Leotiomycetes, Helotiales, Drepanopezizaceae. Gene Ontology annotation, molecular function: tRNA binding; tRNA (cytidine-N5)-methyltransferase activity. Gene Ontology annotation, cellular component: nucleus; cytoplasm.
AUGAGGAUCGGGACGCUAUGCGUAGAGAUAAGUGUAGUUAGAAAUGCCGUUGAGGCUUCGAAAAGAGGUUUCAUGUGGAGUGUAGAGACUGGAGGAAUCUCAACGAUGAGUGAUGCCCUGCGGCCUGAGUGUGCAAAGUGGUCACAUGAUCCGGCAAAUAGUUUCACCUGGCGCCGGGGUAAGCUACUAGACAGAGCUCUGAUAAUUCUUACAAUCGAGAACUGGGAUAGCUCGAUAACAUUUACAAAUUCACAUACUACGACCCAGCACAAUUACUACUCCACAAUGGGUCGCGGAGGAAACCGAGGCGGACGCGGGCGAGGAGGUGGAAGAGGUCGAGGCCGAGGUGGUGGGGGGAGAGACCGUCGCGGUGAAGACAACAGAGUCAGCUUCGAGAAGGUCCCCAAACACAACGAGCGACUCGAGAGAUACUACAAUACCGUCCUGAAAUUAUCCGCCGAGGAGAGAGGAGAAUUCUGGAAUGCCUACAAGCGCGAGUUGCCCAACAGCUUUCGCUUCGCGGGGUCAAAAGGACAUGCGCUCUCAGUCCAGAAACUUCUAAAGGAAAGAUAUAUCCCCGAAAUCUCCGAGAUCUCCCAUUACGAUGGCACCCUCGUCGAGCCUCCCCUUCCUGUACCCUGGUACCCAGACGAGCUCGCAUGGUGGAUGACCACCCCCAAGAACGUCAUUCGAAAAUUCCCUCCCUUCUCGGCUUUCCAGAAGUUUUUGGUAUCCGAGACCAGUGUUGGAAACAUCAGUAGGCAGGAGGUUGUUAGCAUGAUCCCGCCUUUGGUCAUGGAUCUUCAACCUGGCAUGACAGUGCUCGACAUGUGUGCUGCUCCUGGUAGUAAGGCGGCGCAACUGCUGGAGAUGGUCCAUCGAGGAGAGGAAGCACGCAUGCGCAAGUCUCUUCGGGACUAUGCAAGUAUCGAUGGUCGUGAUGUCAGCCCAGGUGCGGAUGUUAUCGACGAUGCCGAUUUCGAGAUCGAUUCGAGCGACAACGGGAGAGCUACAGGACUGCUGAUCGCCAACGACUCUGACUACAAGCGCAGUCAUAUGUUGAUCCAUCAACUGAAACGCCUCUCUUCUCCCAACUUGAUAGUCACCAACCACGAUGCGACCAUGUUCCCCUCUAUCAAGCUCCCUCCUACUCCGGAGAACCCCGCCCUCAACCGAUAUCUCAAAUUCGACCGAAUCCUGGCAGAUGUGCCAUGCUCCGGAGAUGGGACUUUGAGAAAGAACGUCAAUCUCUGGCAAGAUUGGGGACCAGGAAAUGCCCUUGGUCUUUACGUCACCCAGGUCCGAAUCUUGGUCCGAGCUUUGCAGAUGUUGAAGCCCGGUGGACGUGUGGUCUACUCUACCUGCAGUAUGAACCCUGUCGAGAACGAAGCAGUUGUAGCUUCUGCCAUUGAGCGCUGCGGUGGUCUUGAGAAGGUCCAACUUCUUCCAAGCCACGAACAGCUUCCCUCGUUGAAGAGGCGCGAAGGUCUGGAUAGCUGGAGCGUUAUGGAUAAGAGCGGCCAAGUCUGGUACUCUUGGGAGAAUGUCCAGAAAUACAACGAGGAGCAGGGCGCAACCGCCGCUACCGAGAAGCUCGUCGAGGGAAUGUUCACGCCUGUUGGUUCCGCGAUCCCCUUCGACAGAUGCAUGAGAGUCUACCCUCAUCUCCAGGAUACCGGUGGAUUCUUUAUUGCUGUGCUAGAAAAGCAGACUGAAUUCAAGGCUAAGCCUGAGUCCGAGUCGAAGAAGAUUGAGGCGAAGCCCCCCAUCACGGCGAUUGUUGAUGAGAUCAUGGCUCAGCCAACACCUCCUGAAGGGGGCUCUGUUGCGCCAAAGAUCGAAGCCGCUGAUGCGCUUACGCAUCCCUCUGUCAACACCCAAGAUAGCGAGCCCACGCCCGUUGCUCGCCAAAAUCAAUCCAACCCAGAGCCGGAUAGCAAUGUCCUCAAGCGCCCUGCCGAGGACGAUGCGAUGAUAGACGGAGUUAUCGGGACCAAGAAGCUGAAAACUAAAGAGGACCUGGAUGAGCCUGCCGAGCCAGGAUUCGAGAACAGAGACGUCCACGGAUCUGGACCGCCAGGGGCGAUGCUAGAUGCCACCACCAGACCUGGUGACAUGAGAUCGGAUGCAGCACCCCCUCGCCGUGUGCAGAACCGAGCCGGUCAGCAAUUCGAAGAGCCUUUCAAAUACAUUCCAACCGAUCACCCUGAAGUAUUGGCAGUAGAGAAAUUCUACCACCUGUCCCCCCGCUUCCCCAAAGAUCGCUUCCUGGUUCGCAAUGUAGCGGGCGAGCCUGCUAAAACCAUCUACUACACAUCCGCCCUUAUCCGCGAUAUUCUCACCGAGAACGAAGGCAAGGGCAUCAAGUUCAUCCAUGGGGGUGUCAAGAUGUUCAUGAAGCAAGAUGUCCAAGCUGAAGGUGUCUGCAAGUGGCGUAUUCAGUCCGAGGGAAUGCCGAUCCUGGAAGGCUACGUUGGGGAGGAGCGAGUCGUCCGCUUGUACAAAAAAGAAACUCUUCGUUCGUUGUUAAUUGAGAUGUUUCCGAAGGUGUCUGAUGGAGCGUGGAAGAACCUCGGCGAAAUCGGAGAGCGUGUCAGAGACAUCGGCAUGGGAUGUUGUGUGCUACGAAUCGAGCCUAGUAAUGAGCCAGAUGGAUUAUCAGACCGCAUCGCCCUUCCUCUGUGGCGCAGUCUCCACUCCCUCAACCUCAUGCUUGCUAAGGAAGAUCGCACCGCGAUGCUUCUCCGCAUCUUUAACGACACCACUCCGCUAGUGAACAACAACAUCCCGGCCAAGAAAGAUAAGGACGGAUCCGAUGUCGCCCUCGGCUUCAUAGUCGAAGACGACGAGACCAAGGUGGACACAUCCUCGGCGAUUGAAUCCGCAGCCCCAGUGAACGAUACCAACAUUGCUGGUGGCGUCAAGCCGGGUCCCUACGGAGCCAUUGUUGCGGACCCGCACCAGGCGGGCCUCCCGGACGUCAAGGCGGCAAAGAUUGAGAAGGGAGAGGAAACAGGCGGCCCGGAACAGCAGCUGAACGGCACGGGAGGCGUUGAAGAGCAACUGGGUGGGUUCUGA